Phytophthora nicotianae INRA-310 is the source of this 5705-nucleotide messenger RNA. RefSeq lists its product as hypothetical. The record is from RefSeq and is a predicted model, not a curated record. The transcript has a single exon. Gene Ontology annotation, molecular function: protein binding. The coding region runs from base 223 to 5475 and encodes 1750 amino acids. Lineage: Eukaryota; Oomycota; Peronosporomycetes; Peronosporales; Peronosporaceae. Gene Ontology annotation, cellular component: cytoplasm.
CCUUCAUCCUCACACAAAGUGAGCCGCACAGCGUCGCUUCAAGCAGCUUGGAGGCAGAUCCGCGUCCUUCUCAGUGCACCCCCCGCGCUCUCUUGCUGCAUUUAAUCCAUAGCGCCCGAUAUUCUAUCGACUUAUCUACCUUAUUCGUCGCUGUUGGAUUUCUAAAUCGCUCUGUAGGUGACGUAAUCCGUUGUCUUCAGGUAGCUAUCCACUAGCAUCCAUAUGGUGCGGAAGACCGCAUCCUGGAGGACACAAGUGGAAGCUCGAGAUGUCCGUCAGCUUCAUGCUACAGGAAAGGACGUAGUUGUCCCUCUCGUGCUCUGGAACGAGCCACCGCAAGUGGAAGUGUCCUCCUUACACGUCCCCCAGCUCCCUAUCUCCCAGCCAAGCCAGAACUCGUCCAUCUUCGCCACCGAGGAGGACAGAGAGACGACCAACGACGAAUCCACUCGCACCCAAUUAUGUGUAUUUGCAGGCACAGUGGACGGUCUUGUCCUCUACUGGAGAUUCGAGGUGGACACUGUAGCACAAGUCAACUUACUCGUCUUUCCCGGCAUUGACGGUGAUGGAUACCCCGUUGUAGGCAUCGUGAGUGGGACAGAUGAGUGGGGACAGAGCACGUUGAUCUCAGCCACGAGGGACGGCGCAAUAGCGAAAUGGCAGCUACCCAAUGGGGCCUGUGCAGAAGCUAACGCGUCUCUAGCUAAAGAAUUGACACCGCUCUUGGGCCUCGAGAUGCUGGGAAACAGACGAUUUGCAGUAGUAGUGAGUGAGGAAUCGAGACUUAUGGUGCUGGAUACGUGGAGAAUGCAGCUUCUGUAUUGUAUGGACACUGCGCAGGAACAGAUCCGACGCAGUAUCGCAGUUGGGGAGCUGCGAAUGCCACAGCCGAAGUCAGCGAGGACCAAACUGAUUCGAUCGAGUAGUGGAGGGAUUGAAACAGGCUACAGACCGCCAAAUGAGCAGAUAAUGACUGACAGUCCGUCAGCAGGUGGAAGACAGUCAAUGACAGCUGGAUCGCCAGAUACGAGACGAAUUGCUACGUUUUUAUCGCCCAAUGGAGCUGCAGAACAUCGAUGGGAUGCAGUGGUGCUUUCGCUGGGAGCAGAGGGACUCGUCAAGUGUUUUCUGUGGACUCAACCUCGAGGUGCUACAAGUGGAACACCGUUUGGUGUCAGUGAAGGCGGCGGCUCGGCGAGUGUGGCGUGGGGAUUCCGCUGGGUACAACGUAAUAGCUGGGUGAUCUCAUGGGCGGACGAAGCGGAGGAUAUCACUUGUUCCCAGAGCACAUCGCUGAAGGACGGAGACAAUAUGAACCCGCAGACUGCUCUUAUGGGCUCGAUCAAGAGCAGCUAUUUCCCGUUAUCUGUGCACGUUUCUCCGGAUUCCUCAUGCGUGCUUCUCAUCUGGAAGACCAGGUUCGCUAUACUCAAGCGGAAUUGGUUGUGUCCAUUAGAGAUAAGCAGUGACAAUCAACCAAGCACUAAACCAUUCGGAAAGCCAAGACCCAAUACUGUCGUUGGGACCUGCCGUAUUACGCCGUCAGAGUUUGUACGACAGGCAGCUACAACUUACAGUAACAAGUGGCUUACUUCGUGCAGUAGUGGAACUGCGUACUGGGAGAAUGGCGAGUUCUUGGAAGACGGAAAUGUCAUUUUGUGGACCAAUACGGGCCACGUUUUCCAGUUUUCGACAACCGAUGCUUCGACAAAAAAUGCUGGGAAGUUUUUCAUCUUUACGAAAGAUCAAGAUCAAUUGGUGCCACGAUCCGACUCAAAAAUGCUGCGUGUAAUUGACAAGGCUAUGUAUGUUACUUCAAUGGAUCGAUGCAAUUGCUGUGAUGACAAAAGUAAGCAAACAAAGCCGAAGAAGGCGAUGUCUUUGCUGACGGGACGACAACAGCAUCCAGGAUAUACAGUCUGUAUGAAGACUGGCUCUUCGAAUUCAAUAGUGGAGAUAGUACACAUGUGCCGCCGAGGAACGCUUGGACUCUGGACGAUGUCAGCCGGACGGAUGUCAUCAAUACGCAAGAUAUUGAACGUGGAUAAUAUUGUUGUCCCUAGAGUGGCACUAGCAGAACGGGUGCGUUUUCACUCUCUAACGGAUGGAUUUGAAGCCGCUGCGAUUGCUGCGCAGGGAGGUGAAGCGUGUCUGUCUUCACAACACCGUGGUUUCUUAACGCAUUUUAUACUUGGACGGAAUGACACCCAAACAUCAUCGACGUAUGAAGUGGUUAGACGAGCUGGAAUGCGUCGGAAGCGUCAGCAACUUAACGAUGGACCAACAAGUUUGAAUAGUGGAAGUGGAGGAUCAAUUACAAGUACUGCGGCCGCGGUAAUGGCAAAUAACGUUAAUGUAUUAGCCACUGCAUUGGCGCCUAUUACGGUACGAGGAGCACGAGGUGUUGGAGGCGAGUCCAGACAGCCUGACGAUGAUGUAAGCGAACAACGAAAAGCAGAUCUCUUAUCCUAUCGAUACUUGCUGGAUAUACCUACUAUCGCCAAAGGAUUCUCAGAUGGAAUGCUACACAUUGGAUUGCUAAGUCAAGAGCACUUGCCGAGUAAAAGUGGAGACACAGAAGGAAAUGCAGUAACACUACUGUCGUGCCACUCAGGACGAAUAACGGCGCUUGCGCACUGCUUUUGGGGCAGUGGGGCUUCUUCAAUCUCUCCCUCAGCAGCUAACAACACAAGCCAAUCCUCCAUGGAAGAGACAUACGUCGCAACGGAGCGAAAUCCGUUCUACAAGUCGCGCUUUCGUGAUCACUCGUUAGGACAAAAUCGGCAUCACAGCGGAGAACGCACCCCUCGAAAUUUGCUAACGAUAGACACAUCGAGCGAUUCUGCGUCGAACAAUGGGUUUAUCCGAGUUCCUCCAAGUAAUCCUCAUCCUUCGAUUAACUUCUUCGUGUUUAGCGGCGGCACGGACGGCGUUCUCCGAGUGAUCGAGCUAGUUCUCUACCGUUCAAACGGAUUGGUCCAGCACGCAGCAAGAUUGUUGCAAAAGUUUCACAACCAUCGCGGACCCAUCCAGCAGAUCAGUGUUUCACCGCUUAAGAGAGGAGCUAUGGGCGAUGACGGAGAGGAUUUGGACACUGAACAUCCUGACAGAUUGGUUGCAACAGUGGGGAUAGAUCGCAAAAUUGUAAUUUAUGCACCUCAGUACUCGAUACCCAGCUCAAGUCGACCGACAGACUGCUGUAGUGUCGAGUGGGAGUGCGUAUUAGAGUUGGCGGAGCAUGGAGACAGAAUCUGCAACCUGGAGUGGCAUCUGGACCGUGGACUGCUUCACGUCGAAUGCGAAGAUCGGAUGGUGUACGUAUGGAGUAUCGACACUGGCAUUCUGGAGCGUAUAGUUCCAUGUGCACUACUCUACGGGGGAGGCAAUGCGUCAGUUGAAAAGACUACAGUCGGAUCGGACACUGUCGGUUGUUCACUCGCUGAGAACUCCACGUUGUUUAUCGGCAGUGCAGCCGUACAACUCAUCGAGUUCGCCAUCCUUCGAAGUGCUGAACAGCUCAAGAAGAACUGGACAAGUUACUAUUCAUCAAUCCGUCAGAACAGUGAUACGGCCGUCAUUAUCCGUGAGAACGAUCUGCCUUCAGUGUAUGCGACGGGCUCGAUGGAGUUGUUCAUGCUGUCCUUACUGCUGUCGUGGGGUGUCACUCCUGCUAUUGAUCAAUCAUGUCAGACAAUCUUAGGCAUAGAGCCAGCACAUGCGCUCUACUCGUGUGCACUGCAAGACUUCAUUUCGGGGGCGUUGACUAUUCCAGUUCCAUGGACUACACGACCAUCAGCUGCCGUUAUUGAGGCUGAAGUUCGAGAUUCAGUGCCUGCGUUCGCUCGGAAUUGGCAGCACUCGUCAGCGCUGUCCGCUAGCAUAGCGCUUGGGGUCGUAUCGCUCUGUAUGAGCUGCAUGGAGUAUAAGCAUUCCAGAUCUGGCAACGGUAGCACGUCGCCUGCAAACAAGGAAGAGUUCCAAGUUCUGUGGAGUCAACUGAUCACGCAGCACUCCGUUGUACUUCCAGAGAGCGUCGCGCAGUUCCGAGAACCAGCGCUAGAGGAACUUGCAGCAUUCGGGUUCGACUCGUGUGAGUACACGCAACUAGCGGCCCGUACUCUAUUAAGUGGAGUGAUCAAGCGUCUUCCUCCAGCCGAGAAAAGUAUAUUAUCUGCCGAAUACUCCGCAAAACUUCAUUGGGAAAUGGUGCGUUUGGAGACCGAGACGGGAAGCUCUUUCCUCGGAACGGUGGGCAGCGUUGGAGCCAGUGGCGGCGCAAGUUCGAGUGCUCAACCAAGUGGGAAUAGUGCAAACGGGGGUGGUGGUAGUGCCAGUGCAGCCAACGACUCAACCGCGAUGUCCUUCUCUCUAGUGGUUGAAAGACUGGGCUCACUUGUGCUUCUGAUGAGUAUGAUUGGCACGUAUUUUCCUGGUGAGAUCUCACCGGCCAGUGCGCGUGAAGUGUGUGAUGUACUGGUAUUCCUACUCAAAGCACCGGAACGAUUCGUGGCUUCUGUAUCGGCUGAGCUGCUUACGAAGGGCCUGAUGUUAUUCCGACCCCAUCUCGUGGAUUUAUCAUCGCUUAUAGUGCAGCUCUUGUUGGUUGAUAUGCGUGAGAAACAGCGCAGUCAGAGUGACGACAGUGAAUGUGUUCCACCCGGCCCAGGAGGCUCUCUAUCCGACUUUAACGAAGGUGGAACUGGUGGGAGUAAUGCGGCCAUGAGUCUGUUAGUGGAGGUUGGAGCCUAUGAGUCGGCGUUCGUCCUCGGAUUACUACAGCAAGAGAUGCACAAUCACGACCGGCCACCCGGUUUCCAUGAAAGUAUCUUGCUGUACAUGAUGGAGCUGAUUAAUACGCACUACCUGCUCAUGUGCCGGCAUCUUCCGGCGUUCGUAGACACGAUCAUGGCGUGUCUGGAUCCCACAAAACCAGAGCGACGUCGACGGUGUCUACCGCUGAGUACUCGCUGUCUACACAGUCUGGUUCGGCGGUUCCCCAUGGUUGACUUCCACAAGGAAACGCAGCGCUUGGCGUUAGGUACAAUGGAGGCAGUGAUCGUCAUCUACGACCUACGUACGGCCACGAAAUGGCGCGUCCUGGACGGCCACACCUCGGCCGUCUCGGCUGUUCGCUUCCGCUCUGAUGGACAAGUUUUGGUGUCGUAUGCAGCUCGUGACGGUAGCGUCCGGUGGUGGAACAGCGGCAAUGCUGGUCUGUUCGGUGGUAUGCUCAAGAUGCACCAGUCCUGUCUCAAAGAACACAAACUGGCAGCAUUGAAGGAAAGUGCGAAUGGAGGCGCGCCAUCUUCGACCGGAGGAGCGAGUGCCGGUCUCAAACAGAUUAUCCAGACGUGUCGAUUCAACUUCCUCACGCGCAAAGAGAACCCUGACGGUAGUAGCGGCAACUCGGAACAACCCAAACACAUUCUACGACUCACUCGUGAAGACGCCAGCCAAGUGCAGUUCCUCCUGUAAGACAGCAAGGCCAGUUCAGGUUGUUGGUAAAGGGCGGAAACUUCAGGGCUUCAUCGCAUGGUGAUUGAAAGUUGAUGCACGAGAUCCGUCACUUUGAUGAAGAGAAUAUGGUCAAAUGUGACCGAUAGAUUAAUAAGUUUCUACUGUAGUAUUGACUACAGAGAAUGGCACUCCGUUACAGAUCUCCUAACAAACGCUACCUAUUCCUAGCUAACUCUGUCGAUUCUCGC